Molecule: messenger RNA, 2009 nt
Organism: Rhinopithecus roxellana (golden snub-nosed monkey)
Lineage: Eukaryota; Metazoa; Chordata; Mammalia; Primates; Cercopithecidae
Gene: LCTL
Product: lactase like
Exons: 13
Coding region: 127-1830 (567 amino acids)
Biological process (GO): carbohydrate metabolic process
Molecular function (GO): beta-glucosidase activity
Source: RefSeq, a predicted model, not a curated record
GCGCCCUCCUUUCCCUGCCUCUCUCCACUUGGCCUUUGCCCUAAGCCAAGACCUGGCCACCAGCCUGGCUGCAGGGGCCUGCAGAGCCACCUGCACUUUUUCAGGUAUGGGGGAGGGCCAGGUACCAUGAAGCCAGUGCGGGUCACCACCCUUCUGUGGAUGCUACUGCUGGUGCUCAGGCUGGGGGCCACCCGGAAGGGGUCCCCAGAAGAGGCCUCCUUCUACUAUGGAACCUUCCCUCUUGGCUUCUCCUGGGGCGUAGGCAGUUCUGCCUACCAGACGGAGGGUGCCUGGGACCAGGACGGGAAAGGGCCCAGCAUAUGGGACGUCUUCACACACAGUGGGAAGGGGAAGGUGCUCGGGAAUGAGACAGCAGAUGUAGCCUGUGAUGGCUACUACAAGGUCCAGGAGGACAUCAUUCUGCUGAGGGAACUGCACGUCAACCACUACCGAUUCUCCCUGUCUUGGCCCCGGCUCCUGCCCACAGGCGUCCGAGCCGAGCAGGUGAACAAGAAGGGAAUCCAAUUCUACAGUGAUCUUAUCGAUGCCCUUCUGAGCAGCAACAUCACCCCCAUCGUGACCUUGCACCACUGGGAUCUGCCGCAGCUGCUCCAGGUCAAAUACGGUGGGUGGCAGAAUGUGAGCAUGGCCAACUACUUCAGAGACUAUGCCAACCUGUGCUUUGAGGCCUUUGGGGACCGCGUGAAGCACUGGAUCACGUUCAGUGAUCCUCGGGCAAUGGCAGAAAAAGGCUAUGAGACGGGCCACCAUGCACCGGGCCUGAAGCUCCGAGGCACCGGCCUGUACAAGGCAGCACACCACAUCAUUAAGGCUCACGCCCAAGCCUGGCAUUCUUAUAACACCACAUGGCGCAGCAAGCAGCAAGGUCUGGUGGGAAUUUCAUUGAACUGUGACUGGGGGGAACCUGUGGACAUUAGUAACCCCAAGGACAUAGAGGCUGCCGAGAGAUACCUACAGUUCUGUCUGGGCUGGUUUGCCAACCCCAUUUAUGCCGGUGACUACCCCCAAGUCAUGAAGGACUACAUUGGAAGAAAGAGUGCAGAGCAAGGCCUGGAGAUGUCAAGGUUACCAGUGUUCUCACUCCAGGAGAAGAGCUACAUUAAAGGCACAUCUGAUUUCUUGGGAUUAGGUCAUUUUACUACUCGGUACAUCAUGGAAAGGAAGAACCCCUCCCGCCAGGGGCCCAGCCACCAGAAUGAUCGUGACUUGAUAGAGCUGGUUGACCCAAACUGGCCAGAUCUGGGGUCUAAAGGGCUAUAUUCUGUGCCAUGGGGAUUUAGGAGGCUCCUCAACUUUGCUCAGACUCAAUAUGGCGAUCCUCCCAUAUAUGUGAUGGAAAAUGGAGCACCUCAAAAAUUCCACUGUACUCAAUUAUGUGAUGAGUGGAGAAUUCAGUACCUUAAAGGAUACAUAAAUGAAAUGCUAAAAGCUAUAAAAGAUGGUGCUAAUAUAAAGGGGUAUACUUCCUGGUCUCUGUUGGAUAAGUUUGAAUGGGAGAAAGGAUACUCAGCUAGAUAUGGAUUCUACUAUGUUGAAUUUAACGACAGAAAUAAGCCUCGCUAUCCAAAGGCUUCAGUUCAAUAUUACAAGAAGAUUAUCAUUGCCAAUGGGUUUCCCAAUCCAAGAGAGGUGGAAAGUUGGUACCUCAAAGCUUUGGAAACUUGCUCUAUCAACAAUCAGAGGCUUGCUGCAGAGCCCUUGCUAAGUCACAUGCAAAUGGUUACAGAGAUCGUGGUACCUACUGUCUGCUCCCUCUGCGUCCUCAUCACUGCUGUUCUACUAACGCUCCUCCUGAGGAGGCAGGGCUGAGACAGGAUUAUCAGUUUUGGAGCUUCAUAAGAGAAUCUUCAGGAUCUUCCUCCCUUUUCUGCUUUGAGGGUUUCCAUAUAUUUCUGUUUUCAGGUUCUACAAUAAUUACCUUUUUUCUCUUUCUCUUUUUGGCUUGUGCUGGGAUUAAAGAAUUAGAAAAUAAAAAUAAGCAGAAAUUA